This is a messenger RNA of Drosophila innubila, 2460 nucleotides long. RefSeq names its product prolyl endopeptidase. Lineage: Eukaryota; Metazoa; Arthropoda; Insecta; Diptera; Drosophilidae. Gene Ontology annotation, cellular component: cytosol. The record is from RefSeq and is a predicted model, not a curated record. The coding region runs from base 66 to 2330 and encodes 754 amino acids. Gene Ontology annotation, biological process: proteolysis. Gene Ontology annotation, molecular function: serine-type endopeptidase activity; oligopeptidase activity. The transcript has 10 exons.
UUUCUGUCAUAUUUACCUAUGCAUCGCAAAAUUUAUAAAGCACAUCACUAAUUCUGAUUAUUACAAUGCGAUAUUUGUAUCAUCAACGUCAGUGCAAAUUCAUUGUUCGUGCAUUAUAUCUUGGAACUGCAAGCAAACGUACGCUAAGUAUUAACAACGGUAUGGCAGAACAGACUGUAAACGUUGCUAAAACAAUUAAAGAAAAAUUCGUGUAUCCGGUUGCCCGCAAGGAUACAACAAUUGAGGAUAACUUUCAUGGCGUUAAAGUACAGGACGUUUACCGUUGGCUUGAGGAUCCCGACUCGGCUGAAACACAAAAAUAUGUCGAUGGCCAAAAUAAUAUAAGCCAACCAUUUCUUGAGAACUGCGAACAGUGGAAAAAAGUAAAUAGUAAACUGACCAAGUUAUGGAACUAUCCGAAAUAUGGAUGUCCGAUGCAAUAUGGCAAAUACUAUUACUUUUUCAUGAAUACCGGCUUGCAAAAUCAAAGUGUUAUGUAUCAGCAAGACUCUUUAGAUGGAGAGAGCAAAGUAUUUCUUGAUCCCAACAGUCUAUCGGAGGAUGGCACGAUCGCCCUAUCCCAAAAAUCCUUCUCCGACGAUGGUAAAUAUAUGGCAUAUGGACUUAGUGAAAGUGGCUCCGAUUGGAUUAAGAUUCGCAUACGAAAUGCUGAAACCGGUAAGGACUUUGACGAAGUACUCGAAAAGGUAAAAUUUUCGGAUAUUUCAUGGACAAAGGACAACAAGGGAUUCUUUUACGGAAGAUAUCCCGAUCAGGACGGUAAAACUGAUGGUUCAGAAACGCAACAAAAUCAGAACCAGAAACUUUACUAUCAUCUCAUUGGCGAAAGUCAGGAUAAGGAUGUGUUGGUUGUUCAGAUUCCCAAGGAACCAUCGUGGCGUUUCCAAACUGUUGUAUCCGACUGUGGAAAAUAUUUGAUACUGGCUAUUGUUAAGGAUUGCCGUGACAAUAUAAUAUACUAUGCUGAUCUUAUACCUGGAGAGGAUAUUAAGUCUGAACUGGAUGUCAAGAUCAUCGUAGAUAAGUUUGAGUCGGACUAUGACUAUGUCACCAAUGUCGGCUCAAAAGUAUAUUUCCGUACAAAUAAAAAUGCACCAAAUUAUCGCAUCAUAUGCAUCGAUUUUGAAAAUCCAGCUGAAGAAAAUUGGGAAACCCUUAUACCGGAACACGAAAAAGAUGUUUUGGACUGGGCCAAAUGCGUCAAUGAGGAUAAGAUUCUUCUUUGUUAUAUUAGAGAUGUUAAAACAAUCUUGCAAGCCAAUUCGCUACAAACUGGAAAACUUAUACGCGAAUUUGAUUUGGAUAUUGGCACUAUUGUUGGCACCUCUGGCAAAAAGAAAUAUUCCGAAAUCUUUUAUAAUUUCUCAUCAUUUUUAAAUCCGGGCACGAUUUAUCAUUAUGAUUUCAAAACACCAGAUGAGCCACCAAAAGUGUUUCGGGAAAUUGAACUCAAUUUGGAAGGAUUCAAGCGGGAAGACUACACAGUUGAGCAAAUCUUCUACUCCAGCAAAGAUGGUACCCAGGUGCCAAUGUUUAUAAUUCGCAAGAAGCGAGAUACUAUCAAACCCCGACCAUGUUUACUAUAUGGUUAUGGCGGUUUCAACAUUAGCAUGCUGCCAUCAUUUGGACUUACGGGUCUUAUGUUUGUAGACACCUUCGAUGGCGUUUUGGCCUAUCCCAAUAUUCGUGGAGGUGGCGAAUACGGCGAAAGAUGGCACAACGGCGGACGUUUGCUAAACAAGCAGAAUGUAUUUGAUGAUUUUCAAUGUGCUGCUGAAUACUUGAUCAAGCACAACUAUACGUCCAAGGACCGACUGGCGAUUCAAGGAGGCUCCAACGGCGGUCUUCUAGUCGGUGCCUGUAUCAAUCAACGGCCAGAUUUGUUUGGAGCAGCUGUUGCUCAAGUCGGUGUUAUGGAUAUGUUACGUUUCCAUAAGUUCACCAUAGGACACGCUUGGUGCUCGGACUAUGGCAAUCCCUCUGAGAAGGAGCACUUUGACAAUCUUUACAAGUUUUCGCCCCUGCACAACGUCCACACCCCGAACAGUGAGAGCAAAGAAUAUCCUUCCACACUGAUUUUAACUGCAGAUCAUGACGAUCGCGUCAGUCCAUUGCAUUCAUUGAAGUUUGCUGCCGCAUUGCAAGAUGCUGUACGCGAAUCACAAGUCCAAAAAAAUCCGGUGCUACUGCGCGUAUAUAAAAAAGCUGGUCACGGUUCCGGAAAACCAACAUCCAAGAGAAUCGAGGAGGCCACGGACAUUAUUACAUUCAUGAUAAGGAGCCUUAACGUGGACGUCAUUAAUCUAUAAUCAAUUAAUUUACAUUUUUACAUGAUUUUAUUUGCAACAAAUUUCUUAUGUCUAUUAAAAUUGCAGUGAUGUAAAAAUCGUGUGUACCCAAAAUAAAGUGCAUUUACAUUUGAAUGAUUCAGCAGAAUAA